AUGGAUGAUAAAAAACAAGAAACUGAGCAGCCAUUGGAUAAUUGUGAUGAACAAUCGGCUGUAGUCCGCCCAACAAUAUUACCUAUAACAACACAUACUAGUAUCACUAUGCGUUAUUCUAACAUUGAUAGUAUACGUAUGAGUCCAUCACCAAUAGAUACAAAGCCACGUAUAUUUCAACAAGGUACAUUAUUCGAUCAAAAGACUUACGAACAAAUUUUAUCAAGUGUUGAUCGUCACGAUGAUAAUGAUGAUGAUGAUGAUGAUGAUGAUAAUACUAAUAAUGAUAGUGUAUUAAAUGAAGAAUUAUUCGAUGAAAAAGCUAUCAAUGAUGAACGAGAACAAGAAAUUCAAUAUCUAACUCAAGUUAUCCAAGCUAAUCAACCUAUGAAUGAUGAUUUAGUUGAUAUUAUGAUGCAAGAAUUUAAUGAUACCUUAGAAAUAACAAUAGAUGAUGAUGAUAAUCAAACGCAGAGUGAGUUACAAACAUCAUCAUCACACAUCAUUUCAACACAACAUCCAUAUCCACCUGUCAAUCAAACAGGUCUGGUAAAAGAUCAUGAUCGUCCUUAUGCUGAAUAUGGUCAUCUUAGUCGACAAGUCAUUGCAGAAGAAUGUAAUUUUGAUCUUCAACCACCAACCUCACAUAUUCCUCGAUUACAUGCAAAAACAUUUGCUAUUACUUCAAUGACUAAUGUAUCGAAAGAUCUUGUUAGGGAUGAAAUCAAACAAAAAUUUGGUAUUGAAAAUAUUCAAUAUAUUUGUAUUAGCGAAGAAAUCAGUGAAUUAAAUCAUCGACAACAUUUACAUAUACAAAUUAUCUUCAAAGAAAUAAUUGAUCGAAGAAAACCAUUUCUCGAUGAAAUAACUGGAACACGUUGUAACUAUCAAGUAACACGCAAUGAUGUUGCAUGGAAUGAAUAUAUAAAGAAAGGUGGAAAUUAUAUUGAAUUUAAUGAAUUUAAAUCAACAACAAAACGUGGACAGACAGAAUGGCCAGUAAUGUCAGCCUCAGUAUCAGCAUCGUCGUCAUCCUUAUCUUCUCAUCCUCAAAACAAUGAUAAUCAACCAGUAGUCGCACGAAGAACAAUAACAACAACAACAACUGCAAGAGGACAAGCAGAUGAAAGACGUCAACAACGAACAGAAAUAUAUAAACAAGCAAUUAAAUUAGCAAAAAUCAACGUUGACAAUGCUAUGGAUCUAAUUGAAAAAGAAAUGAUAGAUAAAUUCGUUGAACGUGGUAGUUGGUAUUUAACAAUAUUCAACUAUGUUCAUUUACGAGCACAACAUGAAGCAGAUCGACGAGGUAAUAUCGACAAGGAAUAUGUUUGGUCUAAAUCAUUUCCUAAUUGUACACCAAAACUUCGUCCUGAUGAAUACUUUUACAAACGACAACGGCGUCAACAGAAUGCUAUCACAACUGCAGAUGGUAAUCAAGUAUCAAAUAGCACUUCAUCCAUGAGUAGCACUGAAGAACGUAUAGGUGGACAAUACGAAUUCGAUGAAAUGAUUCAACAUUAUGAAGAGAAACAUUCAAAAUAA
This is a messenger RNA of Adineta steineri, 1545 nucleotides long. The record is from the annotation of a GenBank genome assembly. Lineage: Eukaryota; Metazoa; Rotifera; Eurotatoria; Adinetida; Adinetidae.